Messenger RNA from Anolis sagrei ordinatus, 2282 nucleotides. RefSeq names its product ribosomal oxygenase 2 (gene RIOX2). Lineage: Eukaryota; Metazoa; Chordata; Lepidosauria; Squamata; Anolidae. Gene Ontology annotation, molecular function: histone H3K4 demethylase activity; histone H3K36 demethylase activity. Gene Ontology annotation, cellular component: nucleolus. The record is from RefSeq and is a predicted model, not a curated record.
GGAGGGAGGGAAAGAAGGAAGAGGAGGUUCCUUCUGACAGGAAACCACUCUUUCCUUUUUUCCUCCCUUUCUUUCUCCUCACGCCGUCCUCCCUCCCAGGCGUCAGGAUUAUGCCUAAGAAAUUAGAGAGACGAUCUGGAACUGAGAAGGAACAACAUUUACCAUGCAAACAAGCCAAAGUUGAAACUGCUAGCCUUGCGCUUUGGAAAUAUGACCAUCCACAGAAUGUAUUUGAAGGUUUGAUUUCACCUAUCAAGCAAGAUGAAUUUUUUAGAGAGUACUGGGAGAAAAAGCCAUUGGUACUUCAUAGAGAUGACCCUACUGUGGCAUCUUACUAUUCGUCACUGUUUCAGUUAACUGACUUUGAAGGCAUAGUCAAGCAUGGUUUAUAUUAUGGAAAGGACAUUAACGUCUGCAAGAGUAUUAAUGGGAAAAAGAAGGUUUUUAACAAGGAUGGCAAAGUCAGCUAUGCACAGCUGAAGAAGGAUUUCGAUCAGAAAAAGGCGACAAUACAAUUUCAUCAGCCUCAGAGAUUUAAGAAUGAGCUCUGGAAAAUCCAGGAGAAAUUAGAAUGCUUCUUUGGCUCAUUGGUCGGAUCUAAUAUUUACAUAACUCCUCCAGGGUCCCAAGGCCUGCCUCCACACUAUGAUGAUGUUGAGGUGUUUAUCUUGCAGCUUGAAGGAGAGAAGCACUGGAGGCUAUAUAAGCCCACUAUACCUCUAGCUCAACAAUACAGUGCUGAACCUGAGGACAAAAUUGGGGCUCCAACACACAACUUCAUAUUAAAGCCAGGAGACUUGUUAUAUUUUCCAAGAGGGACUAUUCAUCAAGCUGCCACACCUCCUGGUAUAUCUCAUUCUACCCAUGUGACUAUCAGCACCUAUCAGAACCACUCUUGGAGAGAUUUCUUCUUGGAUGUAGUUCCUGGGCUUAUUUUGGAUAUGGCAAAAGAAGACAUAGAGUUUCGGAAAAGCAUUCCAAGGCAAUUAUUGAUGAAGGUAGAUUUGUCUGAUUCAUCAAGGCAAUUAAGUGGCUUUCUGAGAUGCCUUGCAGACCGUCUAGAAGAAAACGGCAAGGAACUGAAAUCAUCUGAUAUGAAAAAAGAUUUUAUUAUGAACAGAUUACCUCCUUUUCUGGGGCCUGCAUUUGACCCUUUGACUUCCGGUGGACCACUACCAAAGUUGAGUAGCACAGUCAGAUUACGUUUUAAAGACUGUACAGUAAUUACAGUGGAACCAGAACAAGACCAUUUGAAUAAUUCACUUAAAGAAAUGGUGUUGGUGUAUCACUGCUUAAAGAACAAGAGGGAAACCCAUAUGAUGGGAGAAGAGAAUACUGAUGAGGAAGGAAUUGUGGAGUCGUCCGGGUUACGGUUUCCCCUUUCCCAUAUGGAUGCACUGAAGCAAAUUUGGAAUUCUGAUGCUGUCUGUGUGGAUGAACUGAGUCUGUCUUCAGAUGCAGAAAAAGAGACCUUGGUGAUCUCACUGUGGAGUGAAUGCCUAAUUGAAGUAAUAUGAAGGCACAAGCCAGCCAAAAUUGUCUUCCCCAGGGAAAAAGUAAAGUGUACACUUGAAUAUGUUAAAGCAAAAUCUAGCCAAAGCAAAAAAAAAUCUGUUGCUGCGCACAAAGAGCAAACCUGUGCUGUACAGAAAGACUCUUUUUACAUAAUUCUUGUAUAUAACAGUAGACUUGCGAAAAAAGUGAAUGGAAUGAUCUGAAAAUCCAUAUAUUCUAAAAAUUUGUGUAUGGGCUGACACACAAAAAAGCAUCUAAAAAUAAUUGCAAGAAUCCUAAAUUACCUGUUUUGAAAUGUAACUUCAUAACUGAGGAACCAAGACACCCAUUUAUUGAAUUGGGAGGGUUUGUAAUGGGACACUGUCCCAUUAUUUGAUAUGGAUGUUAUGCAGCUGAGCAAUUUUGAUUUCUGCAGAGGGAAGUCCACUUCUGAUGACAGCCCAAGGGGAUUCUGGCAGUAGUUUUUGUGUGUGGCCACAGCCAAGUUAUCUGCUUAAAUUGCAGAUAGUAAUACAGCCUGUAGAACCAAAAGUCUCAGUUCUUGAUGAAAUUAUAAUUUCACUUAAGUGCUACUACAUGGUACGUACCGCAGUAGCCAGCACACUGUACUUCCUUUGCACCGGUAAUUGCCCAGUGAUGCAAAUAAGGUGCAUUUUCUAAUCAGUGACUGGUAAAGCAAUGCUGGAAGCACAAAAACUCAGUUUUUUUUGUAUUAUACAAGUUUUUUUCUCAUGGAAAUUGUGUUAUAUAAAACCUAUAUACCCUUU